AUGUCAUCGUUUUUCUUCUAUCUUGCAAUAUUUCUUCUAAAAUUUAUUUAUGAACAUCAAGUUUAUACAGUUCCAACAUGUAUCAUUAUUGAUACAGACAUGAUUCAACGGCCUCAAGAUGAAACAUUAUUAACAAAUAAUCGUUCAGCAUCAUCAUCAUUACUUCUUCGAAAUUUACGUAUGCUUGAUCAUCAACGUUCAUUGGCUUUACCAGAACUUAUUGUAGAAUCAAUACCAUUAUCUUAUAUUGAUUUAAAACAAUCUUCAUCCUCAUCAUUAAUCAAUAUAGAUCAUUCAUCAUUAAAAAAAACUUUAACAGAUUCAAUUAAUGAUCAAACAUUUUCUCCAUGUCCUUUAAAAUUACUUGAUCAACUUGAAACUCAAAUGGUUGUUCCAUUUGAAUUUCGUCGUUUACGUAUUGAACAACCUGAUCACCAUACAAAAUUUUUAGAUGAUGAUCCACGUGAAACUGUACCUGAUUUAUCAACAGCUGUUUAUGAAAGACGUUCAGAUCCUGAUGGACUUCGAUUUUGUCGUACUUGUCGUGAUAGUCUUUGGACUCAAUUGACAGUAUGUGAAACAGUUCGAUGUGAUGCAGAAUUAUUACGAGCUAAUCCACGUUUAGUUAGUGAAUGGGGUGAAAUAAAACCAGUCGAUGGUGGUGCACUUUAUGCUCCAUCAAGUGUUUUUGCUAUAUAUGCUUUUGCUUUUGGACCACAUUGUAAGAAAUGUGAAUCCAAUGGACAAUGGAGUCGUUAUGCUUUACCAGAACUUUGUUCAGGAAUUAAAUUUUUUGGUCAUUCAUCAAUAACAACAACAAAAACAACAACAACAACAACAGCAACAACAAUAAAAACAACAAAAGCAGCAUUUAUCAGCAAUAUUAUUUCGAAGAUGAAACCCAAUGCAACAAUAUUAUCAAAUAAACUAAUAAACAAAAAACAAUAA
Rotaria sp. Silwood2 is the source of this 948-nucleotide messenger RNA. The record is from the annotation of a GenBank genome assembly. NCBI's taxonomy places the organism in Eukaryota, Metazoa, Rotifera, Eurotatoria, Philodinida, Philodinidae.